Messenger RNA from Drosophila navojoa, 801 nucleotides. It is a transcript of the gene yki, whose product is annotated as Transcriptional coactivator yki. Gene Ontology annotation, biological process: positive regulation of transcription by RNA polymerase II; hippo signaling. Gene Ontology annotation, cellular component: nucleus; cytoplasm. Gene Ontology annotation, molecular function: transcription coactivator activity; protein binding. NCBI's taxonomy places the organism in Eukaryota, Metazoa, Arthropoda, Insecta, Diptera, Drosophilidae. The record is from RefSeq and is a predicted model, not a curated record.
CUGGGGUUUUUUUUUUAUAACUGUAUUGUGUACAUAAACAAAUAUUCGGAACGAUGUCUUUAAGCAAUAAAAGCAAUAUUAGCGAAAAGGAAAUCGACGAUGAGGAUAUGCUAUCACCGACGAAAAUAUCAACGAAUCUUGUUGUACGAGUAAAUCAAGAUUCUGAUGAUAAUUUGCAAGCAUUAUUCGAUAGUGUAUUGAAUCCAGGAGAUGCGAAGCUUCCAUUGCAAUUACCAUUUCGUAUGCGAAAGCUACCCAAUUCAUUUUUCAAUCCUCCGGCACCGCUCCACUCGCGUGCCAACAGUGCCGAUUCCACAUACGAUGGCUCCCAAACUAAUAUCAACAAGACUGCCCAGCCAGAAAUACAGCCAUCUCUCACACAGCAGAACCAGCCAUCACACAGCCGUCUGGCAGUACAUCAUUUUCGUGCUCGCAGUAGUCCGGCGUCCCUGCAGCAGAACUACAAUGUGCGCACCCGCAACGAGCCGAGCGUCAACAACACCAACACUAACCAAGGGCCAGCAUAUCCCGAAGCUAGCGUCGACUUCGCCAGCGCUAGUACGGCCAACAAUAUCGAUUUAGAUGUCAUCAAUACGUGCAUGGGACCAGUACCAGGACCGGACGCCGCUGCCUUAGCUGCCACACAGACAACAAUUCAUAAAAAGCAAAGAUCAUACGAUGUCAUCAGCCCAAUUCAAUUACAAAGUCAAUUAGGUGCCUUACCGCCUGGCUGGGAGCAGGCCAAAACUAACGAUGGACAAAUUUACUAUUUAAAGUAAGUAUUUGGAAUUGAAUAAUUAU